UCCGACGCGCAGUAGAGUCGUCCCGCGUAGUAACAGCGUUCACAUCGCACUACUUUUUGUUUAUAGUUUUUCAAAUAUUUCAUUCAUGUUGAACAACUCACAUAAACUAUUGGACGGAGUAUUAGAGAUUCGGUGAAUUAAUAAAUUUUUCGAACUUUUGCUGUUUCAAUAUGCACGGGUACACGACAAGAAUUGCAGGUCUGGCUGCCCGCUUCAUUUCUUUUCGUGGUCACGUGAGACAGAAGACCUCCACCAACCAACAAUGUCCGUACGGCAUCACCAACCCUAGCGGCAUGUCUAGCCCCAGCCCCGCCACAGCAUCCCCCUGCUCUACCGCAGCAGACGUGAAAGUGAAAGAGUUCGAUGAAAUCCCUGGGCCCCGUGGUCCGGCCCUGCUGCCAGUCAUUGGGCCACUCUUUCUGUUUAAGCCUUUCAGGACGGGGACGAGUGGUACCACCUGCGCAUGAAAGUCCAGACCAGUUUUCUGAGACCAGGUUCCGCUGACCCUUACGUUCCUGACCUUGGCCUAGUGACCGAUGACCUGGUGACCUAUUUCGAGCGAGGACACAGCCAGGGCGACGCACGCGAUGUGAUAUUUCUCUACAUCCUUGAAUGUCUCUUUCAGUUCUGUUUUAACCGGCGGCUCGGGGCGCUGACGCCCCACGGGGCCGAGGAGAACAACGAAACAGUCACCCAAAUGAGGGCGCUCAUCUCCACCUUGGCCAGGCCGCCCGUCAUCAAGCUCCACCGGCUGUGGAAAACAAAGGCGUACACAAAUGUGGAGAAUAGCAUGAACCAUCUCAUUGGAUUGGCCCAAUCAGAAGUGAAACUCGCUUUCGAGCGGUUAUCAGCCAAUCAGAAGCGAGAUCCGGAUUCGCCCCACUUGAUCGAGAGCCUCCUCACACAGACGGAUCUUACGCCCGAGGAAGUAGUCCGCUCCAUGAGCGAUUUCUUUUUCGGGGGAGCGGAUACCACAUCGAAAAAUCUGGGCAUGUUGCUGUUCCACAUGGCCAAGUACACGGACCAACAGGAGAUGCUGUACCAGGAGAUCAAAGCCAGCAUCGGCUCCAACAUUCUAGUCACACCACGUGACCUGGCCAAGAUGGAGUUCAUGAACGCGUGUGUCAAGGAGUCUAUGAGGCUAGCUUUCCCCCUGGCCCCCGGGCCUGCACGAGUCAUCCCACAGGAUCUGGUGCUGUCUGGGUACAGAGUGCCGAAAGGGACUCUGGUGAUGUUAUGUAACACCGCCUGCCUACACGACCCCGCCCUUGUACAUGACCCAGACGGCUUCAGACCCGAGCGCUGGCUCAGGAACAGAGACCGGAUGAAGAAUGAAACAAUCCCAACCGUCUGCUAUUUGCCGUUUGGAAUUGGUGUACGGAUGUGUCUGGGAAAGAGAUUUGCUGAACAGAUCAUGCGACUCUGUCUGGUUAAGCUUGUACAGAAGUACGAGCUCCGCCUGAUAGACGACCCUAAAGACAUCAACAUCACCUACCAGAUCUUCCCCACCAUCGACAGACCCCUGAGAAUACAGUUCAUCCCCAGACCCACGUGACCGGAUGUGUUACGUCUUGGGUGUGUGUGUCUUGUCAUAGUCAGGUCAA
Messenger RNA from Physella acuta, 1604 nucleotides. Its product is annotated as cytochrome P450 10. The record is from RefSeq and is a predicted model, not a curated record. NCBI's taxonomy places the organism in Eukaryota, Metazoa, Mollusca, Gastropoda, Physidae. Gene Ontology annotation, molecular function: iron ion binding; oxidoreductase activity, acting on paired donors, with incorporation or reduction of molecular oxygen; heme binding.